Helobdella robusta is the source of this 903-nucleotide messenger RNA. RefSeq lists its product as hypothetical. The record is from RefSeq and is a predicted model, not a curated record. Gene Ontology annotation, biological process: chromatin remodeling. The coding region runs from base 1 to 903 and encodes 300 amino acids. The transcript has 3 exons. NCBI's taxonomy places the organism in Eukaryota, Metazoa, Annelida, Clitellata, Rhynchobdellida, Glossiphoniidae. Gene Ontology annotation, cellular component: nucleus.
AUGGUUGACAAGAGCUUGCUACACUGUCGUAAAAACGCUAAUAACACGAUGGUAGUCCAAAAAAAGUAUGCACAUACCGGCUCGGACGUCGCCCGGGUGAACAAGGUCCACGCUGCAGUUUUGGGGACUAGAGGCUGCAAUGUAAAAUAUGCUACUGAGUCCCAGAAAGAUAGACUGAAGAUGGGGUUGACAAGGUGGAGAAAUGGAAGGUGGGAAGAUAUUAUGGUCUGGAACAUAGAGGGAGCACGUCUAUGGAGUUGGAAUGGUUAUUGGCGAAAAAGCAAAAAAGCACUGUUGGAGUACAAUCCAGUGAAUGAAAGAAUGAUGUAUGCGAGGUUUAAGGGAUACCCGAGAGACAUUGAUGUGGUAGUGAUCUAUGCUCCAACAAUGGAUCACUCGUAUGCAGAAAUCGAGGCAUUCUACGAUCAACUGAAGCAAACAUUGAAUGUACUGCCAAAGAAAGAUGUUAAGAUAAUCACCGGAGAUUGGAACGCAAAGAUCGGAAGAGACAAUAUUGGUUUUGAAGAAGUCAUGGGAAAAUACGGUAUAGGAAACAGAAAUAAUAGAGGAGAAAGACUGCUGGAAUUUGCAAAGGACCAAAAAAUGUAUAUAACAAAUACAAAAACACAAAAUACAAAAAAAUGGACAUGGGAAUCACCAGAUGGAAAAACAACGAACAUGAUAGAUUUGAUUUUGAUAGGACAGAAAUGGUUGAAAUUUGUAACUCAGUGCCGUGCUUUUCCAAACUGGACACUGGGCGCAAUAAUUUAUGAACUUAAAUUAUUUACAAAAUGCCAUUAUGGAAUUUCUUAUUUAACUAACGACGAGAACAAGCUUGCAGCAUCAAUCAACGUUGUAGUACUGAUUUUAUUUUUUACCUUUCAAGCUCAGUCGUUUGAUUGA